AUAAAUACACGCCACAGUUGCUUCUCUAUACUUCACAUGUCCCCAUUGUGCAAUGAGUAUUAUGGCUUCUAAGUGCUGUGCAGUGGGUCUGUUCCUGGUUUUGCUGUUCUGGGAUGUUCAUUGCUAUCCCUAUCAACAAGCCUACAGGAUGGGCCAAGUCUACCCAAGAACUUCAACUCUAUAUGGUCCACUUGUCAAACCCAGCCAAAGUGACACCUACACACAGUACUUCCUUAAACAUGAACCCAUUACUUCUGGUUCAAGCCUCCCUGGUCCUGUUGAUUCUAGGAGUCCUAUUGACGGGGGCUCCAAUCUUGGUAGUCAGUGUUUAGCUCCCCUGAAGACUGAUGCUUCCCCUUACGUCAUUCCUCAGGCUCCUGAACAGACUGGAUGUCGUUCUGCUGGACUAGUUUACCCUAGUUAUCUUCCUUUACCUCCACUGUGUGAGUCUUCACCAAGUAAGUUCCAGGCAGGGGAUAUCUCUCACUUUGAGAGUGUUUAUGAACAUGGCAACAGUCAGAGUGAGUUCGAAGACCAACGGUUCCCACUUCCUGAGGGUGCAGUUGAGGCAGGUUCUAUUCCAGCCCCACUCCCUGCUACUAUAGCCCGGUCCAAAGUUAUUAGACCAGAACCUAGCCAGGAAGAUUUUGAGGAUAAUUAUAGUGAGCUGUUCAUCACUGGGAAGUUCCCUGCUGGCACCAUCACCAAUUUAAAAACCAAAUAUGAGCAUGGAAAUGACCAAUGGAGCGCAGCUGGUUUUGUCCAGUACCGGCCUGCUCCGGUCCAGUACCGGCCUGCUCCGGUCCAGUACCGGCCUGCUCCGGUCCAGUACCGGCCUGCCAGUAGGACAAGGUUCUGUGCUAACCUGGAUCCUGCUGUCUCAUGGCUGUGUUGACUGCCAAUAAAGUACUUU
Molecule: messenger RNA, 913 nt
Organism: Salmo salar (Atlantic salmon)
Lineage: Eukaryota; Metazoa; Chordata; Actinopteri; Salmoniformes; Salmonidae
Source: RefSeq, a predicted model, not a curated record